This is a messenger RNA of Carlito syrichta (Philippine tarsier), 1638 nucleotides long. It is a transcript of the gene DOK7, whose product is annotated as docking protein 7. Gene Ontology annotation, biological process: neuromuscular junction development; positive regulation of protein tyrosine kinase activity. Gene Ontology annotation, molecular function: protein kinase binding. The record is from RefSeq and is a predicted model, not a curated record. Lineage: Eukaryota; Metazoa; Chordata; Mammalia; Primates; Tarsiidae.
UGCCUGCUGAUGCUGGCCUACAAGGACAAAUCGGAGCGUGCCAGGGGCCUGCGGGAGCGCAGCAGCCUGACCCUGGAGGACAUCUGUGGCCUGGAGCCCGGCCUUCCCUACGAGGGCCUGGCCCACACGCUGGCCAUUGUCUGCCUGUCCCAGGCCAUCAUGCUGGGCUUUGACAGCCGCGAGGCCAUGUGCGCGUGGGACGCUCGGAUCCGCUAUGCGCUCGGUGAGGUGCACAGGUUCCAUGUGACAGUGGCUCCAGGCACCAAGCUGGAGAGCGGCCCGGCCACCCUGCACCUCUGCAAUGACAUCCUCGUCUUGGCCAGGGACAUCCCUCCAGCCGUCAUGGGACAGUGGAAACUGUCAGAUCUCCGACGCUACGGGGCCGUGCCCAACGGAUUCAUCUUUGAAGGCGGGACCAGGUGUGGGUACUGGGCUGGAGUCUUCUUCCUGUCCUCAGCCGAGGGGGAGCAGAUCAGCUUCCUGUUCGACUGCAUUGUCCGAGGCAUCUCCCCGACCAAGGGCCCCUUUGGGCUGCGGCCGGCCCCCCCAGACCCAAGCCCUGGCGGGCCCUCGGCCUUGGAGGAGCGGGUGGCCCAGGAAGCCCUGGAAGCCCUGCAGCUGGAGAAGCGACUCAGCCUCCUCUCCCACUCAGGCCGGCCGGGCAGCGGAGGCCCUGGCGGCGGGGCAGCCGGGGACGUGGGUGGCCAUACGUCCACCGGGGGUCCCUCUGGCCGGCUGGGCGCGAGACAGCGGGGACAGGCGACGGAGACCGCCCCAGGCAACGAGGCCGUGCGUCCCAGCCCGGCCCCCAGCGAGCCCUGGGAAGCGGGCGGCCCCCACGCCGGGUCUCCUCUGGCUCUCUUUUCGGCCUGUCCAGUCUGUGGCGGACUCAAGAGGCGAGCUCUGGAGGGUCGGGCUCUGGGGUCACAGAGCCCGGAGGCCCAGCGGCUCCGCUUCUUGUUGCUCACCCUCGCCCAGAGGCCCGGGUGCUGGGGUCAGGCGGGCACUGCGGCUCUGACGGCCGGGCCGUGCUCUGGGGUGCCGCGGCCGAGGGCCCGCGGCUCCAGGAGCGGCUUCCCAAAGCAGCCGCUGUUCCACCCAUCGGGCUCGCUAGGGUCAGCGUGCCCGGCCCUGCGGAAGCCUGCUGGCUCUCUCCUGAGUCUUCCUGCUGGGACCAAGAGCCACACCGGGGGAGGCUCCAGGCCCUGCCCCCGGGGUCGCCGGCCCCAAGCUCAGCCCCCUGGGUUGGGGGCUCCCUGCUCGGUUCCCCUGCGUCGGAGGCGUGGCCGGCGUCCUCCCACGCUGGACCCCUGGCAGGCCUGUCUCGCGCCGUCCGGGGGAGCGGCUGCCUCACCCCCUGGACAUGUGACAACAUCUUCAGGAUCCCCGGGGCUGCGCGUGGAGGCGCCCGCCUACGUGAACAUCCCCGCCAGCCCCUCCUCCAAGAAGCAGUUGCACUACCUGGGCCUGGAGCUCCCCGAGGCCGGCGCGGGCGUCCGAGGGACCGGCGCCUCCCGCUACGCCCAGAUCGACAUCACGGCCACCGAGACGGCGCACCGAGUGGGAGCCCUGCACGUGCAGGCCCGCGAGCAGCGGCUGUCCGAGCUGGAGCAGAGAAGGAAGGGGGCCCCACAGUGA